AUGGAGACUUCAUGUUACGCUGGUUCUUCUAUUGAAGAAGAAGUAAAAAAAAGCCUUUGCCUUUCUUUGGGCAAGGUUCGGGUAAAGACGGACAAGUUUGAGAAUGAGAAACCUGGUUUCUCUGUGCAUAAUAGUAACAAUACUUGUUUGGGUUCGUCUUCUAAUGCCUCUCCAAGCAAAACCCAACAAGCACAGCCUGAUGUUUAUCCAAAAUACGAAAGCGGAUUUGUUAAUUCGCCUAGAGUUCCAGUGCCAUUGUAUCCACAAAGUAUCUGGAGAGAUCAUAUUUUGAACGGUGGAGGACACUUUCUGGGUUCAAACAACCUGAAUGGGCAUGCCAAUGCUUAUCAACCAAACAACCCUCUUGGUAACCUGACAGAAGAAACUACAAAAUCAAGAUUAAGUCGUGGAGAAACAUCUCCAUCUUUCUGCAACUGGGCAAACCAGCUCAACCCUAGUGUUAAUAAUUGGUACCAAAGUUCAGGAGAACAAUAUUACAGAAGCAAUGAAAGGAUUGGAAUGUAUUCAAAUGGUGAUCGGUACCCAAGUUCUGGAAUAUCUAGUUAUAUGGGGACUCAGUCAAGCUUUAACAAUGAUGGAUGCCAUGGUGAUCAGAUAUUUAAGCUGCGGUCUUAUGCCGAUAUAGCUCGACUGGCUAUGACGCAAACCGGAUCACAGAGCUUAAUAAAUAUCAUGGUGGCUUCUAAGGACCCAUUCGCUAAGGAUAUGAUUUUUACUGGGGUUUUCGGUUCCAUAUUCGAGGUGAUGAAUGACUCACAUGGAUACUAUGUUUUUGGGAAGCUUAUUGAAUCAUGCAAUUACGAUCAAUCAAAAUCAAUUCAGAGGCUUGUCAAGGUGCUUGAGAAAUCACCCUUGAUUUACACCUUGACAUUAGCUCUAUCCAGUGUAUUGGGGCCACUGAUGACCAACCGAACAGGGUCGUUUGUUAUAUUGAAGUGCUUAAACCUCCUUGACACACAGAAAAAUGAGAAAAUAUACGAAACUGCUGAAAGGCUUUGCAUCACUCUGGCCCAGAAUGAAAAGGGAUGCAUAUACUUGAAUGAGUUCAUCACCUACAGUAAAACUCCAUACAGAGAGAGACUCAUGAAUGAAAUCUCAAGCAAAUCAAAACUCCUUUCUCAGGAUCCUUCAGGGAACUUUGUUGUCCAGCACGUCCUGGGACUCCAUAACCCUGUCUUCUGUGCAAAGAUAUGCUUUGAGCUGAGGGAUCUGUACAUAAAGCUCUCUUCACAAAGAGGUGGGAGUCAUGUUAUAGAGAAAUGCUUGAACUCUUCUGAGACAGAUUAUGUAGUAAAUGCUUUUCUCAAGUAUGAAAAACUGUCGCAAAUUGCGCGGGAUCAAUUUGGAAACUACGUGAUCCAAACAGCAUUGAAGGCCACAAAGCGUGCAAAUAGUCCCCUUUAUCAAAUGCUUUUAGCAAAGCUCGAACAAAAUCGGAAUGAACUCAUGAGUGGAUUUGGAAGGAAAGUGCUGAGUUUCAUUGACAGUGGCGUCCCCCUAGACUAA
This is a messenger RNA of Prunus armeniaca (apricot), 1527 nucleotides long. Lineage: Eukaryota; Viridiplantae; Streptophyta; Magnoliopsida; Rosales; Rosaceae. The record is from the annotation of a GenBank genome assembly.